This is a messenger RNA of Solea senegalensis (Senegalese sole), 5657 nucleotides long. RefSeq lists its product as uncharacterized. The record is from RefSeq and is a predicted model, not a curated record. NCBI's taxonomy places the organism in Eukaryota, Metazoa, Chordata, Actinopteri, Pleuronectiformes, Soleidae. The coding region runs from base 170 to 5224 and encodes 1684 amino acids. The transcript is spliced from 19 exons. Gene Ontology annotation, molecular function: protein binding.
UAUCUGCGAAAAAAAAAACCCUGUGAAAUCAUGAGUGGAGAUUGUGGCUUCAUCUGCACCGUCUGAUAUAGUCGUUCUUUCUAAAUUAGGAGCUGUGGCCGAGGAUCCUCAACAGCCUCAACACUCAGCUUCACAUGAGAGAAAAACCAAGGUGCCUGACGGACAAGUCAUGGCCACAUCAACUGAGGACGAGUUUGUGACAGAAAGGCCAGACUCUCCUAUAAACAGCGGUGUUUCUUUAAAAAGUGACAGAUCCAUGGGCAAGCUCGUCAACUUCACUCAUGAUGAACCAAGCGAGUUUGUGACAGAAAGGCCAGACUCUCCUAUAAACAGCGGUGUUUCUUUAAAAAGUGACCGAUCCAUGGGCAAGCUCAUCAACUUCACUCAUGAUGAACAAAGCCAGUCUGUGACAGAAAGGCCAGACUCUCCUAUAAACAGCGGUGUUUCUUUAAAAAGUGACAGAUCCAUGGGCAAGCUCGUCAACUUCACUAAUAAUGAACCCAGCGAGUUUGUGACAGAAAGGCCAGACUCUCCUAUAAACAGCGGUGUUUCUUUAAAAAGUGACCGAUCCAUGGGCAAGCUCAUCAACUUCACUCAUGAUGAACAAAGCCAGUCUGUGACAGAAAGGCCAGACUCUCCUAUAAACAGCGGUGUUUCUUUAAAAAGUGACAGAUCCAUGGGCAAGCUCAUCAACUUCACUCAUGAUGAACAAAGCCAGUCUGUGACAGAAAGGCCAGACUCUCCUAUAAACAGCGGUGUUUCUUUAAAAAGUGACAGAUCCAUGGGCAAGCUCGUCAACUUCACUAAUAAUGAACCCAGCCAGUUUGUGACAGAAAGGCCAGACUCUCCUAUAAACAGCGGUGUUUCUUUAAAAAGUGACCGAUCCAUGGGCAAGCUCAUCAACUUCACUCAUGAUGAACAAAGCCAGUCUGUGACAGAAAGGCCAGACUCUCCUAUAAACAGCGGUGUUUCUUUAAAAAGUGACCGAUCCAUGGGCAAGCUCAUCAACUUCACUAAUAAUGAACCCAGAAAAGGAUCAGGGUCUUCUGCAGCCAGCAGUGCUUCUAUGGCAAGUGACAGGUCUAUGGGCAAACCUAUCAACAAAGAUGACCAACCAAGUUCUUUCCAGUCACGUUGUCAAAUGAGAACGGAUGACCCUCUCAACUUCAACUCUAACCCUGAAGAAUAUGAAACAAAUGACCAACACAACACACUGACACCACUCCUGAAGAAGAGAAUCCUCAGAAUGUAUGGGGAUGAGAGUAAAACAAAAUCCAACACAGACCUCUUUGAGAUCAAAGCUGACAAAAACAAGAAUAAGCAACUGAAAAACUACAACGAAAUAUUUGAACUGAGAAAUGAAAUGCGAACAGUGCUGACAAAGGGUGUAGAUGGAAUAGGCAAAACAUUCAAGACAAAGCAGAUGAUGGUUGACUGGGCAAAAGGAAAAUCCAACAAACACAUUGACUUGAUAGUGACAUUGCAUUUCAGUGACCUAAAUUCAAGAAGAAACAAGGUUCAAAGCAUGGAAGAUCUCCUUAAUAUUUUUUUUGACAUUGAACAACAUACAGUUCCAAUCCAUCAUGCAUUUAAAAUAGCCUUUGUCCUCGACGGCCUGGAGAAAUGUGAACUUGACCUUGACUUUAAAAAAGAGGACCUGACUGACAUAAAAGAGCAGGCCUCGAUCGAUGUGCUGCUAACAAGCCUCAUCAAGGGGAAGCUGCUUCCCUCUGCCCGACUCUGGAUCAUCACUCAACCUUCAGGAGUGGACAAGAUUCCACCUGAGUAUAUUCACAAAGUGACUGAAUGUCGAGAGACCUCAGAGCGCAGAAAGCAGCUGAUAUCAAAACUACGGGAAAGAUAUUCUAGAGAAAAUGCUCAAACUAGAGAUGAAACCCAUCCAAACCAAGAAAAUAUCGAACACAUUAUUAGAGAAAACAGUGCUGGUGAGGUUGAAGACAAAAAUGGAAAGACACUGCCAAGGUCAGUGACAAGAGUGAAUAAGAUACCUGAUAUCUUCAAUGAUGAAAAAAAGAAGAAAAUCAAGAAGGUGUUGACAAUCAAACAACUGGAUAUUGGCAAAACCUUCUAUGUGGAGAAAUUCAUUGAAGAGUGGACUAAAGAAAAAUCUUGGUUCGAUUUUGGUUUAAAAUAUUUUAAAGAUGAUGAAAUUCUAUUUGCACUGAACCUCAGUCAACUUAAUUCCAUAAAAGACAAAACACUCAGCUUGAGGGAACUUAUUAAUCAUUUCUUUAAGGAAACCAAAGAGUCGGUAAUAUCUGACUAUGAAAGUUUCAAAGUUAUAUUUCUCUUGGAUGGACUGGACUCCUGUCAACUUCCUCUCAACUUUAAGAGUGACAUGAUUGAAGAUGUCACAAAACGAGCACCUGUGGGUGUGCUCCUGACAAACCUCAUCCAAGGAAACCUGUUCCCUUCUGCCAAACUCUGGUUAAUCUCUGGACCUUCAUCUCUGAAAGGUCUGCCUGAUGGCAUAUUUGACAGGACAACAGAAAUACGAGAGAAGCCUGAUGUCGCAAGUCAAAGGAAACUUAAAUCCCAGCUGAAGGAGAAAUAUACCUGGGUAGGAGAGGGGAUUGAUCAGCAGAAAACGUCUGCUCUUCUGAAUAAUAUCUACACACCUCUGUACAUCAUAACAGGAGAGAGGGGAGAGGUCAAUGUUCAACAUGAAACCAGACAAGUUCAAGAGGCAAAAUUCAAACCAGUGAAAGAAGAAAUCAACAUUGAAUGUCAUGAAAUCUUCAAACCUGCAUGUGGUGAAAAUAUACCAAUUAGAACUGCUCUAACAUUAGGAGUGGCAGGGAUUGGAAAAUCAUUUGCAUCAAUGAAGUUCAUCCUGGACUGGGCUGAAGGUGGUGUUAAUAAUAACAUCAACUUCAUAUUUCCACUUCCUUUCCGGGAGCUGAAUCUGAUGAAAGGUGGAGAAUACAGUUUUGAGGAACUCAUUCAUCAGUUCUUUCCCAUUAUGAAGACAUCAGAAAUAACCAACUAUGACAAGUACCAAAUUCUGAUUGUCCUGGAUGGUCUUGAUGAAUGUCGCUGUGAUCUAAACUUCAGUGAAAGUAUUCAUUUAGCAGAUGUGAAAAAAGAAAGCACAGUGAAUGUGCUGCUGGCAAACCUUAUCAAAGGCAACUUGCUUCCUAAAGCCCAAAUCUGGAUCACCUCCCGACCAGCCGCAUCCAAUAAUAUCCCUGCUGAUAAAGUUCAGCGGGUUACAGAGGUGCGAGGAUUUAAUGAUGAACACAAGCAGGAGUACUUCAAGAAGAGAUUCGAUAAAGAUUUCGAGGGAAUCUUUUCACAUAUCAAGACAUCCAGGAGCCUUUUCAUCAUGUGUCACAUCCCAGUCUUUUGUUGGAUCACUGCAAAGGUUCUGGAGGACUGUGUGCAACGACACCCAGAAGAGGAGAUGCCCAAGACUUUGACUGACAUGUACAUACGCUUUCUCUUGCUGCAAUGCAGACAGGCUAAUGUGAAGUAUGAAAAAGACAAGACAGAUUCUUGCUGGAACGAAAGAAACAAGGAAACAAUCCUAUCUUUGGCACAACUCGCCUUUGAAGAGACAGAGAAAGGAAACUUUCUCUUCACGCAAGAAGACCUGCCAGGUCACGUUGACGUAAAGUCUGCGAUCUUCUCUGGGUUAUUUACUCAGGUCAAACGAGAGUGUAGUGUGCUGCAGAAGGACUUUUUCUGUUUUGUCCAUCUGAGCAUUCAAGAGUUCCUGGCAGCUCUUCAUGUGUUUUAUACAUUCAAAAACAGUGGUGAAAAUCUGCUAUCGAAGCAAGCUUCAGCAGAUGCAGCCUUUUCUGCGUCAGACUUCUACAAGACAGCAGUGGACAAGGCUUUAGACAGUCAAAAUGGAGACUGGGAUCUGUUCCUUCGCUUCCUGCUUGGUCUUUCUCAGGAGAACAAUCAAGACUUACUGUACGGGUUGCUAGAAAAGUCCAAAAACAACGAGACAAAUGAGGAAAUAAUUGAUUACAUCAAAGGGAAGAUCAGUGAAGAAAUCAAGGAUUCAGAUAAAAACCUCAACCUUUUCCACUGUUUGAUUGAGCUGAACGAUCACUCUCUCGUAAAUGAAGUUAGGAAGUACCUGCAAUCAGAAACACUGCCAUUUGAAAAGUUCUCUGCCUCCCAGUGGUCAGCUCUGAAUUUUGUUCUGCUGAUGUCAGAUGAGAAUCUUGAUGUGUUUGAUCUGAAGAAGUACCAGAAAUCAGAGAAGGUUCUUCUGGAAAUGUUGCCAGUCGUCAAAGUAGCUAAAACAGCUUUGUUGAGUUGGUGCGAGCUCUCUGAGGAGUCUUGUAAAGGUCUAACAUCCUCAGUGCUCAGUUCUUCAUCCUCUAAUCUCACAAAGCUGGAUCUGAAUCAUAAUGAUCUGCUGGAUUCAGGUGUGGAGCUGCUUGCUAAAGGCCUGGGGAGUUUGCAUUGCCUACUAGAGACUGUUAAUCUAGCAGGUUGUCAGGUGACAGAGAAAGGCUGCUCUGCUAUAGCCUCAGCUCUAAAUUCCAACAUACAUUCCCAUCUGAAGCAACUGGAUCUCAGUUAUAAUCAUCCAGGUGACAACGGGUCAAAGAUGCUGACUGAUAUAAAAGAUGAUCCAAAAAAGAAACUGAACACUCUGUGUUUGGAUCAUGGUGGAAUACAUCGGUUAAAGCCAGGACUGAAAAAAUAUGGUGUAGAUUUGGUGUUUGAUAUAAACACAGCAAACCGGAGGCUUUCUGUACUGGGCAAGAACGUAAAAACUUCAGAAGAUGUGUGGGAGAGGGAUAGUGGCACCUUGAAGCAGGACAAAAGUAAAUGGACUAACAUGUUUUGUGACGGAUCUGAAAUGCUAAACAAAGGCUUAACCGGCCUUUGCUACUGGGAGGUGGAGUGGGCAGGAAGGGUGGGCAUUGCAGUGGCAUAUGAAAAAGUGGGCAGACAAUUGGACAAAAGGGGUGGCCUAGGGUGCAACGACAUAUCAUGGAGUCUGGAUUGCUCAGCGACUGGAUACACUGCCAAGAGUGGAAACAAAACUGUUCCUAUUCAAUCUGAGGUUUGCCAGAAAAUAGCAGUGUUUCUGGAUUGGGACGGUGGUCGUCUGAGUUAUUACAGUGUUACACCAGCAAAGCUGAGCCACAUCCACACCUUUUAUGCCAAAUUCACAAAACCACUAUUCCCAGGCUUCUGGUUUAAGAAGGGCUCUGUGACUUUGUGCAACAUAGAGUGAACUCCUGAAUGUGGCGGGAAAAGGUAAUUGUACUUGAUGAUAGCUACGCAAAAGCAGAACUGCAUCAUUUCAAUACAACGAUAUGUGAGAUGAAUUGGUCAUGCUGUUCUUCCUGGGUAAGCUCUUCAGUGGUACUGACACUGAGGUGAUGAGUAAAUUAAAACUGUGAUGCACAAGUUGUUUACAACUAUUUACACUGGGAGCCUUUCAUUUUUACAUGUGUACAUAAUUAUUGUAUUCACAGUAUUAAAGUAAUUUAAAGCUGCCAGAGGCAGUUUUAAGCUAACCCAUUGAUGGUCAUAAAAGUAACAUGUAGAAUACAGUACAUUUAAAAUGUACUGAUGAAUGACGUUAAUGCCUUAUGCUGUUUUCAUAUAAUCACAAAUAUCAUUCAUUUAUGUGAAUAAAAAGACGUUUGCCUUCACUACUAUUA